Molecule: messenger RNA, 1572 nt
Organism: Drosophila elegans
Lineage: Eukaryota; Metazoa; Arthropoda; Insecta; Diptera; Drosophilidae
Gene: Mur18B
Exons: 2
Coding region: 48-1421 (457 amino acids)
Cellular component (GO): extracellular region
Molecular function (GO): chitin binding
Source: RefSeq, a predicted model, not a curated record
GGCCAGCAGCUCACACAACGAUCGACCGACGUUAGCCACUGGCGACGAUGACACGACUUUCAUCACUACACCAAUUAACCAACGAGUCCAGAGGCAAUCCAAUCGAAACCACCUUCACAGUGCGAAAGAUGACGGGCCACAGGAUCUCCGGGCUCUCCACCAUCCUGCUGCUCUGCGCCGCCGUGCUGCUGACCAAGUCCUGCGGCAUCCUGGCGCUCAGCGGCGAAGGUUCCUCCGCUCAGGAGCAGCAGCUGGCCGCCCAGGCGGAGCCAUGGAGCGAUGCCACCACCACCACCAUUCAGCCGGGUGAGGAGGGUUCCGGUUGGGACACCACCUUGCCCACUGAGCUCACCACUGAGGCGAAUGAGGAAACCACAUUGGAGGCUCAGGAGGGCACCACAGUCGGUUCUGGCGAGGGGGAGAUCAGCACUGCUGCUCCGGAAACCUCACCAGCUGGCCAGGAUGACUCCUCCCCAGCAGCUGAGACUACAGUCGCCCCCGAGGAGACCUCCUCCGCUGCCGAGGACACUUCACCGGCUCCAGAGGAAACAACCACAGCCGAGGCAGAUGCAGAGGCUUCAUCCAGUUCCUCCACUGCUGGUCUUCCCGAGAGUUCGCCCAGUUCAUCCUCUACAGUCGCUCCAGAGAGCUCUAGUUCCUCCACCGCAGCUCAGCCAGAGAGUUCCUCCAGUUCAUCCUCCACCGCAGAGCCAGAGAGCUCCUCCAGUUCCUCCUCCACCGCAGAGCCAGAGAGCUCCUCCAGUUCCUCCUCCAGUGCCGCUCCUGGCGAGGCCACCAUUGCACCCACUCCGCCCACUUUCCAAUGCCAGGCGGCGGGACUUUUCCCGCACAUUAGUGGCGACUGCAGGCGCUACCACAAGUGCCUGCUGAAUCCGGUGCUGCGGCAGCUGCAGGAGAUCGAGGUCACCUGUCCGCCUCUGACCGCCUUCUCAUCGAGCCUGGGCAGAUGCGUGCGGGACGUGGCCGAGUGCCAGGAGGACAGCUUCCAGUGCCUGGCUGUGGGCCGAUUUGCCGGACACGAUGACACCUUCUACUACAGCUGCGUGGCCAGUUUGCAGGGCGGAUUCCACAAGUUCAUUGUGCGCUGCUCCAGCGGCCAGAGAUUUGAGGCCGUGAUCGGUGGAUGCUGGCGCUAUGACUGGACGCAGAUUGUGCCGGGCCAGGAGGCCACGGAGGUUAGCGAUCUGGCGGCCAUCAAGCGGGAGCUAAAGCUGUACAAGGCCGAGGAGAAGCUGCGCCUCAAGGCCACCAAGGAGCAGGAGAAGCUGGCCAAGAAGCAGCAGAAGCUGGAGGAGAAGGCCGCCAAGAAGGCGGCCAAGGAGCAGGCCAAGCAGCAGGCGAAGGCCGAGAAGGACAAGGCCAAGGGCGAGUCCAUCGAGAGUGCCGAAUCCUCAGAAUAGCCGAGAUAAUCUCAAUCUCAACGGGGAGCCCCGCCCCCCCAUCUAUGUUGGUCCAUUGCUCUAGUCUAGGGAAUUUAUAUUUCUGCAUUUUUUUUUUUUGUUAACUGUUUUUUUUUUGCCUACUGGUGUAAAUAAAGAAUAUAAAAAAAUA